Molecule: messenger RNA, 1107 nt
Organism: Suillus paluster
Lineage: Eukaryota; Fungi; Basidiomycota; Agaricomycetes; Boletales; Suillaceae
Product: Zinc/iron permease
Exons: 5
Coding region: 85-1017 (310 amino acids)
Biological process (GO): zinc ion transport; transmembrane transport
Cellular component (GO): membrane
Molecular function (GO): metal ion transmembrane transporter activity
Source: RefSeq, a predicted model, not a curated record
GCUUGUGAGUUCGACAUCCUGGCCAACGAUCUGGCUCUGCAAAGACACGAAUCAUUCAUCCCUGACACUGAUUUUACGAGUGGAAUGGCAUCCAGUGGUUUCGUACGCAUUGUAUCUAUGUCCCUAGUCAUGGGAGCUGCGUCCUUUGGGGCUGGCCUCAUACCACUAUCAUCAUCAAUGACUAAGAGUCACUUGGCGAAGUUGUCUACCUUGAGUACUGGAUUACUCAUUGGUGCUGCCCUUGGCGUCAUCAUUCCCGAAGGAGUGGCAAGCACGAUCGCUGGUGACCCUGAACCGGAUUCAUAUUCUUACAAGAUCGCGACAUGCAUACUUUUGGGCUUCGCAUCCAUGUUCCUUGUGGAGGAGUACAUUUCCCCACACGCUCGAUCGCUAAUACCUCUGGAAACUCGCGACGAAGUAGAAGAAGUCAACUUUGAUAUCACGCUCGACGAGCUUGAGCGCGAGGAGGGUAUGAUAGCACCCGGUUCACAUGCGUCUUCCUGGCAAAUGUUGCGAAAUACACGUUCCUCAAGCGUGCAACGCGCAUACCCACUAUCAUUAGGGCUCAUGGUGCAUGCUUUAGUUGAUGGAUACGCGCUAGGCGUAUCGUCUCUUGACACGCGAUCGGGUGCCGUAUCUUUUGUUGUUUUCUUGGCUAUCAUAAUACAUAAGGCACCCACAGCAUUAGCUCUGACAUCUUCUCUCUUGGCAACGUCUCUCCCUCCUUCAGAGUGCAAGAGACACUUGCUAUUUUUCAGUCUCGCCACGCCAGUUAGUGCCAUCCUCUCGUAUAUAUUGUACACGCACACCGGCGAUGGAAAUAACCUGUGGCUCGGAACACCCUUACUAUUUAGCGGUGGCACCUUUCUCUAUGUGGCUACAGUUCUACAGUCUCCCUCGGAACACGCACCUUCAUCCACCCAAGACAACAUCAGCAAAACAUCACGGACGCUUCUGCUGCUAUCGGGAAUGUUUUUCCCAUUUGUAAUUAGCACAAUGCUGGGUCACGGUCAUUAAUACUAUUACCAGCUGCGGGUCUAAGAUAAAUUUAAAGAAUAGAUGGACACGUAGGACCAAAUGCCUAGACGCGGAAUUUAUAGGGUUUAC